Staurois parvus is the source of this 490-nucleotide messenger RNA. The record is from the annotation of a GenBank genome assembly. Lineage: Eukaryota; Metazoa; Chordata; Amphibia; Anura; Ranidae.
GUGUGCUGUGUCCCUCGGACACAGCAGAUCACCGAUCACGGAAAGAGCCAAAGAUGUCGGCUCGGUCACGUGAUCAGUUGUGUCCAAUCACAGCUGAUCACAUGGGACAUCUACACUGAUCAUCAGGGCACUGAAUGCCCUGAUGAUCGGUGUAACCCCAGCAGUGCCACCUGUCAGUGUCCAUCAGUGCCUUGUGCCAGUGCUCAUCAGUGCCUCAUGCUAGUGCCCAUCAGUGCCACAUAUCAAUGCCUACCAGUGCGCAUCAAUGCCGCAUAUCAGUGCCCAUCUGAGCUGCCUUUCAGUGUCACCCAUCAGUGCUGCCAGUCAGUGCCACCUAUCAGUGCUGCCAGUCAGUGCCACCUAUCAGUGCCAUGUAUCAGUGCCGCCUAAGUGCAGUGCCAUGUAUCAGUGCUGCCUAACAGUGCCAUGUAUCAGUGCUGCCCUAACAGUGCCAUGUAUCAGUGCUGCCUAACAGUGCCAUGUAUCAGUG